GCUGCGUGCUGGUUUAGCGGCAGUGCAGUUGGAGCCGGACUGACGCACGCAAGCACUCUCUCAAGUCUCGCUGUCUUGAACUAACCCCAUUCUUGGCUGAGAGUCGGCAAAACCUACCACGGAUAAAACUGCACCAAAGCGGGCAACCAAUUGGACGCUGCGUAAAAAGACGCACCGGCUCAAGCACCCCCAAAGAGGCGCAGAAGGCAAGACGCGGGGGCUCACCCGGACCGGAGCGCUUCGUGAGCGGAUCAGCGUCGCGCCGGUCACAGGGGAGAGGAGCCCCUCCAUGGAUGUACUCUGAUUUUCCCCGCUCCUCGCACCAGGGGCCCCGGCAGCUGUCGCCACUCGAGGGGGCGGGGGGCGACGCUGGAUGGUGGUUCUUUUGGAUUUAUACCCCUGCGGAUUCACAAGGGUCCACUUUAGCAACUUUUUUUUUUCUUUCUGACAAGUGGACUACAUGAUCCAAAUGAGGAUUUCUGUAUUGAAACACUGGAUUAAGAAGAGAUUACCCUAAAAAAAAAUUUUUUUUAAAGGAGACGAGGAUCCACAUUUGGGGACCGGCACAGCUGCCGAUGCCAGGAGUGGGAGCGUGAGGCCGACUCCGGGCUUCCUGUGUUUACAUCGCAGAACAUUUGGAAAAAGUCUCAAGAAGAUCAGGAUGGCGAGAGUAUACGUGCUGUGCCUGCUCCUGAUCUGCUGCCUGGACAGACUCUUGGCCAGAACCCACAACGGGGCAGGAAGAAUGAAAGAUCAUCGGCUGUCCAGGCCAUUAAUUAUGCCAGGUUACCCAGCAAACAUCACAGCAUCAGUGGCCGGUCAGGCAAAGCUGAUGUGUAAAGUCCAUCGACCGGUGUCCACCAAGGUGCAGUGGUUGAAGGUGGGGCUUGUUGGACCGGGCCAUGGUGGACCACCGCACCUCAGACCCCUCACGCCCCUGCAAAGCAAUAUGUCCAAGGUGAGCACGCUGCAUCUGUCUAACAUCAGCAUGGAGGAUGCCGGCGAGUACGUCUGCAUGGCUGAGAGCAAACACAGAGGGAAAACUGUGCAAGCUAUGCAGUCUGCGUGGCUGGAAGUCCUUCCAGGUACAGGUAUUUCCAAAACGCUGGACUCGACUGAAACAGCAAUUUCACAAGUUCUUGGGGACCAGAGUAAGAAAACCACAGAGCAUCUCCUACUCGAGCCAGGCAAUGUCCUGAAACUGCGCUGUGACAUGACUACUCGGCCGGGCAUGGCGGUGAACUGGUACAAAGAGGGAACCCGGCUAGUGCCCACACCACGAAUCCAGAUCCGAGGCACCGUUAUGAUGAUCGCUGACAUUACAUACGAGGACUCUGGAGUUUACGUAUGUGUUCUCCGUGGAACCAGAGGACCCGUGAAGAAUUUCACAGUCACCGUCACUGACUCACUGGGCUCAGGAGAUGAUGAUGAGGACAACGGCUUUGAUGAUCCAGCAGAGAUUGAAAAUGAUCAAGUUUAUGUUUCCAGAGGUCCUUACUGGACUCACACCCAACGUAUGGAGAAAAAGUUGUAUGCCGUACCGGCAGGCAACACGGUAAAGUUCCGUUGCCCAGCCAUGGGCAGCCCAAUGCCCAGUAUUCGUUGGCUCAAAAAUGGAAGGGAGUUUAGAAGCGAGCACCGUAUUGGAGGCAUCAAGGUAAUCGAAAUUUUCUCUCUUAAUUUGAUUGACCUUUUGUGCAAUAAGUCUUAUUGCCUUGUGUUUUUUGUUUGCAAGCUGAGGCAUCAACACUGGAGCCUGGUGAUGGAGAGUGUUGUUCCGUCAGACAGAGGAAAUUACACCUGCAUAGUGGACAAUAAAUACGGUUCCAUUUCUCACAGCUAUGUCCUUGACGUCCUGGAGCGCUCCCCCCAUAGACCGAUCCUGCAGGCAGGUCUACCAGCCAACACCACAGCAGUCGUGGGCAGUGACGUCCAGUUCCAAUGUAAAGUCUACAGCGAUGCACAGCCGCAUAUCCAGUGGCUCAAACACAUCGAGAGGAAUGGCAGUCGAUACGGUCCUGAUGGGACACCCUACGUCCAGGUUCUCAAGACUGGCAGUCUGAACACAUCCGAGGUGGAGGUGCUCUACCUGUCUAAGAUCACCAUGGAUGAUGCAGGAGAGUACACAUGUCUGGCAGGAAAUUCAAUCGGUUAUACCUACCAGUCAGCAUGGCUCACCGUCCUGUCAGAGGAAGAAGCUACAGAGUCCAUGGACACCAUCGAGACAAAAUACACUGACAUCAUCAUCUAUGCCUGUGGCUUCCUGGCUCUGAUCAUGGCCAUUGUCAUUGUGGUUUUGUGUCGGAUGCAAGUCCACCCAAGACGUGAGCCAUUUGAUGCCCUUCCGGUCCAGAAGCUUUCAAAGUUCCCGCUGCGCAGACAGUACUCGGUGGACUCAAAUUCAUCGGGGAAGUCCAGUGCGUCUCUAAUGAGGGUGGCUCGCCUUUCAUCCAGCUGCUCUCCCAUGCUGGCUGGAGUGAUGGAGUUUGAAUUACCGUACGACCCCGAUUGGGAGUUCCCUCGGGACAACUUAACACUUGGGAAACCUCUGGGGGAAGGCUGCUUCGGCCAAGUGGUUAGAGCAGAGGCCUACGGCAUUAACAAGGAUGCUCUUGACCAGGCCAAUACUGUGGCAGUUAAGAUGCUCAAAGAUGAUGCCACAGACAAAGAUCUCGCAGACCUCAUCUCAGAGAUGGAGCUGAUGAAGGUAAUGGACAAACACAAGAACAUCAUCAACCUCCUUGGAGUAUGCACACAGGACGGACCUCUGUAUGUACUGGUGGAAUAUGCCUCGAAAGGCAGCCUGCGGGAGUAUCUUCGAGCGCGACGGCCACCGGGCAUGGACUAUACUUUUGAUGUGACCAAGGUUCCUGAGGAACAGCUCACCUUCAAGGAUUUGCUGUCUUGUGCCUACCAGGUGGCCCGAGGGAUGGAGUACCUGGCCUCAAAACGGUGCAUUCACCGAGAUUUGGCAGCCAGGAACGUCCUGGUGACAGAGGACAACGUAAUGAAGAUCGCAGACUUUGGACUGGCCAGGGGCGUCCACCAGAUCGACUACUACAAGAAGACCACCAACGGACGCCUGCCAGUGAAGUGGAUGGCACCGGAAGCCUUGUUCGACCGAGUCUACACGCACCAGAGUGACGUGUGGUCAUUCGGCGUGCUCAUGUGGGAGAUCUUCACCUUGGGGGGCUCGCCGUAUCCUGGUAUUCCUGUCGAGGAGCUCUUCAAAUUGCUGAAAGAAGGCCACCGCAUGGACAAGCCAUCCAACUGCACCCAUGAACUCUACAUGAUGAUGCGUGAGUGCUGGCACGCGGUUCCCACCCAGAGGCCCACCUUCAAACAGUUGGUGGAGCAACUGGACAAGGUCCUGCUGUCCAUCUCUGAUGAGUACUUGGACCUGUCGACGCCCUUCGAGCAGUACUCGCCGUCAUGUGAGGACACGUCCAGCUCGUGCUCCUCGGACAACGACUCGGUUUUUGCCCAUGACACCGUUUCUACUGAGCCGUGCUUGCUGGGCUACCGAGACGCGCAGACACGCGGGGAACCUAAAACGGCGGUCCGAUAAGACCCCUUACCGGCGGCCGUUCCCUAUCCCCCCCCAGAAAACGCUACACGAACGGAGCACUGAGGACAGAGAUGUACUUUGGACACAGAGAGCGGGGACGUUCAUGAAAACCGCGGCACUAAAUCACAUCCGAAGAAACGCCAGAAGGAGCCGGAAUCUUAUUUUUGAAAGACGUUUUAUUUUAACAAGGAAAACAAAUAUAGAUUUAUUUUGCUAUGUUAAAAAAAAAGGAAGCGAUUGUUAAUUAUAAAUCUCUCUAUAUAAGAUUAUUUUACUUUUGUGUUGCUUAUUUAAAAGAAAAAGUCUUAAAUCUCAGGAUCUCUUGUGAAAAAAAAAGAAGUUGGAAGAAGUGCCUGAAUUUAUGAUUUCCUGUGAAUAUAUUAGAAUAAUAAAGUAUUGUAUGUAUAUAUAUAUACAUAUAUAUAUAUCAUCCAGUGGUAACGCAAAUACAAUUGCCUUUAUAAAUUAUUUUGUAUGACACGAAACUGAGUGACGCCUCAAAUGUUUAGACCAAAUCCAAAAAAUCAAACAAACUUUUUUCUAUCUGAAUGAUGACUUGAUCGGAUUUUUUACAAAUAACAUUUGUAUUGCUUUAGUAAACAAAGGUGGUCAAACACAUUUUGGUUCGUGAGACACAUUUAUGGCAAUUAGAUCUAAUGUGUGCCGGAUUAGUUUAUUUUUGGCCGAAAAAGUAAACUCACUAGCAGCAAUUUACGGUAUUUUGACUUGGAUGGGAUGGGCGAAUUUGUUCAUUCGCCCCUCCAGGUCAAAACAAAUUGGACAUUAAGCGCCGUCAAUGGCACUGGAAAAUUAGCAGUCACAGCUGGUACUUCCAGUGUCAGUGAAUUGUCUGUCAUUGUCAAUGCCAGGCAAUGAGAUUGUUUUACGUCACUUCCAUGUAAUUUUAAGAUACUUACAGGCAAGGGCGUAGGUUUGGUCUCAACAUUGGUAGGGACGAUACAACAGCAUAAUCUACAUGUACACUUUUUGCUGGGGACGGGACAUUUAUAAGGCCAAAAAGACUGAGUG
Messenger RNA from Corythoichthys intestinalis (scribbled pipefish), 4597 nucleotides. It is a transcript of the gene fgfr4, whose product is annotated as fibroblast growth factor receptor 4. The transcript has 20 exons. Gene Ontology annotation, molecular function: ATP binding; fibroblast growth factor receptor activity; fibroblast growth factor binding. The coding region runs from base 662 to 3568 and encodes 968 amino acids. The record is from RefSeq and is a predicted model, not a curated record. Lineage: Eukaryota; Metazoa; Chordata; Actinopteri; Syngnathiformes; Syngnathidae. Gene Ontology annotation, cellular component: plasma membrane; signaling receptor complex. Gene Ontology annotation, biological process: cell surface receptor protein tyrosine kinase signaling pathway; protein phosphorylation; positive regulation of ERK1 and ERK2 cascade.